Messenger RNA from Patella vulgata (common limpet), 2644 nucleotides. Its product is annotated as protein FAM50A. Bases 429 to 1436 code for a protein of 335 amino acids. Lineage: Eukaryota; Metazoa; Mollusca; Gastropoda; Patellidae. The record is from RefSeq and is a predicted model, not a curated record. Gene Ontology annotation, cellular component: nucleus. The transcript has 6 exons. Gene Ontology annotation, biological process: chromatin organization.
ACAUACAUUAUGCAAGAGCUAAAUCUGCCUAUUGCAGGUGUUUCUUUAUGCCUUAAAUGUUAUAUAAACUAGAUAUUUAAUAACAUAAUCAAAUCUCAAUGCCAUUUGAUGGGUUCGACCUGAUGAGCCCGAUUUUCAACAGAUUUGAAUCCGAUCUGCGGUUCAUUGACUAUUGAUGAUUAACAUUGGUAACGAUGACAAUCAAGGCUACAGUGUUAUUAAAAUGAGGAUUUCUCAGAUCACAAUGAAGUAAUUUGAUUGAUUGGAGUGUGGAGUUUAAAUGGAGUUGCCUCCCUUGUAUGUCUUAGAAAUUUCCAGAAUUAUGUUUACAAAUGAAAUGAUGUUGCACAGCAUAAGAAAGAAGAUGAAACAAAAUUGAUUCAGAAUUAUCAAUUGAAGAGUUAUUUAGAAUAAAUUAAACUUUGAAAAUGACACAUUACAAGGGAGCAGCCUCAGAAGGAGGAAGAGCAAUGAAUCUGAUCAAGAAACGACAGAAAGAACAGGAUCAGUUGGAGAUGAGAAAGAAGAAAAUAGAAGAUGAAUUAAAGGUCGGAAGUAUUGAUAAAAAAUUUGCAGCACAUUAUGAUGCUGUUGAACAGACAUUAAAAUCCAGUACUGUAGGUUUAGUAACUUUAGAUGAAAUGAAAGCUAAACAAGAAAGUGUAAUUAAAGAACGAGAGAAACAAAUGGCCAAAAAAAAUGCUCAAGCUAAAUUAGUUGAAAAAGAGAAAGAAGAUAGAAAGAGAAAAGAACAAAAAAAGAUCACAUUAUUAUCAUUUGAUGCUGAAGGUGACGACGAGGAAGAAGAAGAUGAAGAAAUGGAAAUUGAAAUACCCAACAAGAAAAAACGGCUUGGUAUGAAUCCAGAAGUAGAUACAAGUUUUUUACCGGACAGAGACCGAGAUGAAGAGGAAAAUAAACUUAGGGAACAACUACGUCAAGAAUGGGAAGAAAAACAGGAACAAAUAAAGAAAGAAGAAAUCGAUAUCACCUACAGUUACUGGGAUGGAUCGGGACACAGACGCACGGUUAGGAUGAAGAAAGGCAACAACAUGCAACAAUUCUUACAAAAAUGUCUGGAAAGUUUGCGUAAAGAAUUUAAUGACUUGAAAUCCGUCACUGUAGAUCAACUAAUGUACGUGAAAGAAGAUCUCAUCAUACCCCAUCAUUAUUCAUUUUACGACUUUAUCGUAACCAAGGCUCGUGGGAAAAGCGGUUCGUUGUUUAAUUUCGACGUCCAUGAUGACGUGAGAAUGGUGAAUGAUGCUAAAGUCGAAAAGGAUGAAUCGCACGCGGGUAAAGUGUGUUUACGAAGUUGGUAUGAAAGAAAUAAACAUAUUUUCCCUGCUAGUCGAUGGGAACCUUACGAUCCAGAGAAGAGUUGGGAAGGCUACACUAUUUCUGAUAAAAACGCUGCUAAGAUUACUGUCAAGUGAAAAUUGAGACCGUUUCAAGAAAAGAAAGUCAUAAAUUGGGUCGCAUAUCUAAAAUGAUGUGCUUUAUGUGGGAUGUUUUGUAGCAAACUGAAUUGUGCUGCAUAUCUUAAAAGUUGAAAUUAAUAUGGGUUAAGAUAUGACAAACUGAAUUGUGGUGUAUAUCUGAAAGUUGAUGUUAAUGAUAUAAAAUGUGACAAACCAGAAUAUGAUAAAUAUAUUGAUUAUGAUCCACGCUUUAUGCUAGAGAGAUGCUUCAGACAUUUCUAUUGAUAAAAACUGUCCCCUGUAAAACAUGAGGGGACUGUAGAUUUCGUCUUCAUCAGUCUGUUCGACUGUCUCUUUUAUUUUUCCUGAUUUUUUUCAAAUUAAAAUUUAAGAUCGUUAAAUGAAAUUUAGUACACUACCAUUCAUUUCUGAGGUACAGAUCAAGUUUGUUUUUGGCGUUAUCCGCUUCUUACAAAUGUUAUAUUGUAAAACUUGUUUCGUCCUGUAGGUGACGUGCAUUUUGAUUCAGCAAUCUGCCCUGGUUAUUUUUAUGGACACUUCUUACACAAGGAGACAAAUAAACAUUGUAGUUAAAAUCUUUCAAUAUCAACUUACACCCUGAACAUGUAAUGGAUGCAGGAUUUGUUUAUUAGUAUAAAUGUUGAUGGAUAUUGAAUAAAUUGUUAUUUGUAAUGAAGCUGCGUUCACAAUUUUUUUCUAUACUGAUUUUGGCUUAAACAUGCAUUAUGCAAGAGCUAAAUCUGCCAGUAAAUGUUAUCUAAAUAUGCAAUUAGACAUCAAUUAACUUAUCCGGACCUUAACCAACUCUCGAUGUCAUCGCUAGCUUGCGAUAUUUACUGGAUUAUAAUCCGAUCUGCUGCUCAACACUCAUUCAUGAUUAAAUCAAAAAAUGGAUAAUCGAGACUAUGUUUUUUAUUGUACCGACUUUAGUAAUAAUGAUCGAGGCUAGGCCCAAAAUUCAAUCGCUAAAUUCACGGUUCAGAGUGGAUCAAUUUGACUGAAAUUUUCAGCAAAUUCCCUUUACAUUAUCUAGUUUUUAACUAUUAUAGUGAGAACUGACAGCUCUUUAUCUAAUCUUCCAUAAUGUAUCUUUAAUUACAUGAAAUAUGAAAGAUAUUAUCUUCAAUACAUGCAUGUAUGUGACUUGGUUGAAUAAUAAAAGCCCGAAAUAUUCCCAGAUUGAUUGCAAUUUGGUACAAUUA